Messenger RNA from Chiloscyllium plagiosum (whitespotted bambooshark), 1904 nucleotides. NCBI's taxonomy places the organism in Eukaryota, Metazoa, Chordata, Chondrichthyes, Orectolobiformes, Hemiscylliidae. The record is from RefSeq and is a predicted model, not a curated record.
GGCAGGCGGGUGGGAAAUUCAACCUGUCACCGAUAUUCUUUGGGAAAAGUGACAUGAAUAAACGGAAGAAGUCUUGCCCUGUAGCUACAAAAGAGGAUGGUGCAUUACCUGUUGUAAAGAAGGUGAAAAAGAAAUGUUUGCAGCCUGGUGAGGAGCAAGCCGUAGACACAGUAGAAACGGAAUGCAAGACUGUGACAGAAGAGAAAGAGUCAGAAGAUAUUACAAUAAAACCAGCCGAGGAUGAAAGACUAGCAAACAGAAGUUAUAAUGUUGACCGUACAGAGCAUAGAACAAAUAUGAUUCUACAAGAGGUAGAGGAAAAGGGAUGCAGAGCAAAUGGAUCACAGGAUGGAGACAAUUUCUUGUUUCCACUUUCUCAGAAUUCGGUGGGAAAAUAUGUUCCUGUCUUUGCAAAGCCAAAAAGUCGACUUUCCUGCAGUAAUUCUGUGAAACCUGAUGUGGAGAAUACAGCCAAAGAGAGCUUAAACGACAGUAAAGUGGAUGUCGACAAUAGUCCCCAGAACAUGGAUCUUGGAAGUUCAGGAUUUUACCUGCCUGCUGCCAAACACCAAAUGCAGAUAUCGCAGCAACCACCAGAGCAGACCGCCUGUACCAUAAUAUCAAGCCAAUUAAACCCAAAAGGGCCAGGGAAAGAGCAGCAGGAUACUGAGACAGAUGAUGAUUGUGUGAAACAGAGGAGCAAUGGUGAUGUUUUGCUCUCAGACACUCAGAUAGGGACACAGUUUGUAGAUCAUGAGACGAAGGAAUUGGCCUGUCACUCAGACCAACAAAAUCCUUACACUCAUGAAGAAAAGAAUAAAAAGAACAAACUGAACCACCAUCCGGUUGAAAUGGAUGUGUUGUGCAGCACUCCGAUCCCAAUAGCUCACAGCACACCUUAUGAAUCGCUGCCAACUCAGUCAGACUCUAAACCACAGAACUCAGGUACAUGUUUGUCUGAUGAACUUCUGCACCAUUGCCUUUACCAGAAAAAAACUGAUGUUGUGCCAGUCAGCCACAACGAAUUGACCCUUUGCCAGGAUGUGAAAAGGGAGUGCACUAUAGCAAUCGAUAAGGAGGUCUCUGAGAAUGAGGAAGGAUGUGUUCUUGUAUCUGAGACGUUAAAGAACUCUGGUUAUGAAGAAAGGACUCGUAAUCUUCCGGUGGUCUGUGAAAUGCUAAAUGGAAGUGAAGCUAACAGACAAGAGUUGGCUGUCCAAAUGAACUUGAUUGCAAGUACACCAGCACAGAAUGAUCUGAAAGGUGCCACUUGUUUACCGUCCACUGACGCCUUGUCUUCCAAUUCACUCCACCAGUCAUUUGACACUAAUGUUGUAAUUCAGUUGGAGAAUACCUUUAAUUCACAAACUGAUGUGAUAGAUAGAUAUAAAAAUGUAAAUGAGGAAUUGCAAGAGCCGCUAGGCUCUGUGACCAGAUUAAGCAUUGCAAUGGGAAAUGCUGUCCAGCAAAACAUAGAUGAUGACUGGUCUGACAUAAAUGGGCCUUGUAGUUCUGGCACCAAAGUGACCAUCAGCACAAUCCUCCACAAAGACUCAGAUGACCAUCAAGUUAAACCUCAGCUGCAGCCCAGUCAAAGAUUUAUGCAAGAUAAAACAGCGGACAUUAAGAUUCUACCUGUGCACCAAGACAAAACGGAGACUGAAAGUCAGAAAAUUACCCAGAAUGUUUGUAAAAGUUUUCAUAGUCAUGAUAUUAAUAUGGAGCAGUGCAAUUCUGUGAAUUGUAAUAAUCCUGGUGAGGAGACAAAGCAGCUGGACCAAGAGAAAUUAAAUAAUAGUUACAGCAACAGCCUGAUAACAGCUGAUUCAACUGCCCAGAGUGCUGCUGGGCUGGAAGAACGCGAACAAGCCAGUUGUUGUUUCCGAGAGCAUUGGGGUUUUUAA